Molecule: messenger RNA, 1644 nt
Organism: Abrus precatorius (Indian licorice)
Lineage: Eukaryota; Viridiplantae; Streptophyta; Magnoliopsida; Fabales; Fabaceae
Product: AAA-ATPase At2g46620-like
Exons: 2
Coding region: 158-1579 (473 amino acids)
Molecular function (GO): ATP hydrolysis activity; ATP binding
Source: RefSeq, a predicted model, not a curated record
UACCCUCUCAUUCUCAACAGCAACCAUCACCAUCAAUCGAUUCGAUUCUGAACACUUGGCACUCAAUUUCAGAACAACCCCUUUCCCCUUCCCAUUACCAUUCCCACAAUCCAAACAUGGUUUUCUGAGAUUAUCCUCUCCGAUCACCAUCUCCAUCAUGAUACUUUCCAACCCCAUAUUCCUCACAACCCUCGCCGCCGUUUUCCUUUUAUUCAUGGUUAGGGCCAUGCUCCUCCAAACGGGGCGCGCAAAGAGAUUAUGGAGAACCAUCGAAGAUUGGUUCCACGUGUACCAAUUCCUCAAAGUCCCAGAACGCAACGAAGUCCCGCAGGCGCACCUCAACCCACUCUACAGUAAGCUCUCCCUUUACUUGCAUUCCUUGCCUUCCAUCGAAGACUCAGACUUCAUCAACCUCUUCACUGGCAAAAAGCAAAACGACAUCGUCCUCUCCCUCGCCCCCAACCAAAUCAUCCAGGACCAUUUUCUCGGAGCCACUGUCUUCUGGUUCAACCAAACCGGAACCGAAACCGAAACCAGAACCUUCGUUCUAAAGAUCAGAAAGGUGGAUAGGCGCCGAAUCCUGCGUCCAUAUCUGCAGCACAUUCACGCCGUUGCUGACGAAAUCGAGCUGCAAAGGAAGCGCGAUUUGCGCCUCUUCAUUAACGCCGAUUCCUUUGGACGCUGGAGAUCCGUUCCCUUCACGCACCCCUCCACGUUCGACACCAUCGCCAUGGAAUCGGAUCUCAAGAACAGAGUCAAAUCCGAUCUCGAAUCGUUCCUAAGAGCCAGACAAUACUACCACCGACUUGGCCGGGUCUGGAAACGGAGCUUCCUCCUCUACGGGGCCUCCGGCACCGGAAAAUCGAGCUUCGUCGCCGCCAUGGCUAAUUUCCUCUGCUACGACGUGUACGACAUCAACCUCUCCAAGGUCCCUAGCGAUUCCGAUCUCAAAUUCCUCCUCCUCCAAACGACGCCGAAAUCGGUUGUGGUCGUCGAGGACUUGGACCGGUUCCUGGCGGAGAAAUCGACGAGAGUGAGCUCGUCGGGGAUACUUAACUUCAUGGACGGCCUUCUCAGUUCGUGUUGCGGCGAAGAGAGGGUGAUGGUGUUCACGAUGAACACGAAGGAGCACGUGGACCCGAACCUGCUUCGCCCAGGUCGGGUCGAUGUCCAUAUCCAUUUUCCGCUUUGUGAUUUUUCUGCGUUCAAGACGCUGGCGAGUAGCUACCUUGGGGUUACGGAGCACAAGUUAUUCCCUCAGGUUCAGGAGAUUUUCCAAAGCGGGGCGAGUUUGAGCCCGGCUGAAAUCGGUGAGUUGAUGAUCGCGAACCGGAACUCCCCGAGUCGGGCCAUCAAAUCGGUCAUCACUGCCUUGCAAACGGACGGUGAUGGCAGAGGGUGCGGGUUGGUCGGACGGCAGACAGAUGAUGAUGACGUGGACGAACCUAAUGCGGUGGUGUGCGGGGAGGGUCUCCAUACGGUUAAGGAUUUGCGGAAAUUGUACGGUUUUUUCAGAUUGCGGGUUGGCAAAAAAUCUUUGCCGUCGAAUACUUCCUUGCCCGCAAGCCCAUUGCGAUAAGUGAGUUGAAAAACAAGCAAGGUGCGUAAAUUGAGGGUGGGGAAGUCAUCAGCAGUGAAUUCACA